Molecule: messenger RNA, 530 nt
Organism: Tribolium madens (black flour beetle)
Lineage: Eukaryota; Metazoa; Arthropoda; Insecta; Coleoptera; Tenebrionidae
Exons: 2
Coding region: 95-514 (139 amino acids)
Cellular component (GO): extracellular region
Molecular function (GO): chitin binding
Source: RefSeq, a predicted model, not a curated record
GAUGUUUAUUUGCACCUUACAUUUGUUAACAUAAUAUUUGAUAUGUGAUAAUAUUUAAUUAAAAUGUAUUAUUUUCUGCACCAGUGGAUACAGCAUGAUUCUCCACCAUUUGUUCAUUUGUGUGACUGUCGUGGCUUCUGCCUAUGAAACACUCUCAGGUAGUACCAACUGUAAGACAACUGGAAGGUUUAGAUACAGUGAUCCCACAUGUAGGAAUUAUUUCUUAUGUGUUCACUCUCACGGUUCUUUAAUUGCAAGAGAUUAUGUUUGUCCCGAAUCUACUAUUUUUAAUCCUUCUACCAGUCGCUGUUCUACAUCAGCACACUGCAUAGAGGAUAUUUGUCAAAAUUUACCACCAUUAGUUACCAAAGUAGCUGACCCAAAUGGUACUGACUGCAAAACGUACAUUGAAUGUGUUGGGUCAACAAGUAACAGCCAUCCUGUUGUAAAAACAUGUGAAAUUGGCUACUUUAAUAAGGAUUUACUGAGUUGUAGUUCAAUACCAAAUUGUUGAAAAUAAAUUUUGUCAA